CACAUACACACACACACACACACACACACACACACAAACACACACACACACACAUACAGUAGCUGACAGAGUGAGCACUAAGCAGCAUCUUACUCGUUUUCUAUCUCAUUGCCAUACCAACCGACAGCACAACCAGCAUGGUACAUAAAAUAUACUUACUCGGAGUAAGCAACCUGAUUAAAGGCUACUGCUAAGCAUUUGCGUAUUAUGAAAGACGCUAGCUGAUAACAAUAUACACAAAUAACUCCCCGCACAGUAGCAUUAGCUGCACGACAGAAGAACCUAACAGGUGCAAAUACUUCAAAAGAAAACAAAAAGCUACAGCGUCCCAAGCUGGUCUGUGCAGCAUCGUAUAGAAGAAGAGCAUAAAAACGAAAGAACCACAAAAAAAAAAAAGAAAAAGAGGGCGGUGUCACAUCGAAAGGGAAAAUAAAAUAAAUUGCAGCUCUAAUCAAUUGGGUUAGUGCGAGCAGGAAGUCUCACAGGCUGCAGAAAGAGCUCGUGGAAAUAAUAAAAAAAAAACAACGGUUUCAUUAACUCGGAGCGGUGAAAACAGUUCUUAAUCCUUUGCAAUGGCUCGGGAAAACGGAGAGACCAGUAACGUUUCAUGGAAAAAACACGUUGAUGAAAUCAAGAAGGUAUUUGAAUUCAAGGAAACCCUUGGAACUGGAGCAUUUUCAGAAGUUGUGCUGGCUGAGGAGAAGUCCACUGGGAAAAUGUUUGCUGUCAAGUGUAUCCCAAAGAAAGCACUGAAGGGCAAGGAAAGCAGCAUAGAGAAUGAGAUUGCUGUUCUCAGAAAAAUCAAGCAUGAAAAUAUUGUUGCUUUAGAAGAUAUUUACGAGAGCCCAAAUCACCUGUACCUCAUCAUGCAGCUGGUCUCGGGAGGUGAGCUGUUUGACAGAAUAGUGGAGAAAGGAUUUUACACAGAGAAGGAUGCCAGUACCCUGAUACGGCAGGUUUUGGAUGCUGUCAGUUAUCUACACAACAUGAGCAUAGUCCAUAGAGACCUCAAGCCAGAAAACCUGUUAUACUUUAACCCUGCUGACGAGUCCAAGAUUAUGAUUAGUGACUUUGGUUUAUCUAAAAUGGAAGGAACAGGAGAUGUCAUGUCAACAGCAUGUGGGACUCCAGGCUAUGUAGCUCCAGAAGUCUUGGCACAGAAACCCUACAGCAAAGCAGUAGAUUGUUGGUCCAUUGGAGUUAUUGCCUAUAUUCUCUUAUGUGGCUACCCUCCGUUCUAUGAUGAGAAUGACUCCAAGCUUUUUGAACAGAUUCUGAAGGCAGAGUAUGAGUUUGAUGCUCCAUACUGGGAUGACAUUUCAGAUUCUGCUAAAGAUUUUAUUAGCAGUUUAAUGGAGAAGGAUCCUAAUAAAAGGUAUACAUGUGAUCAGGCACUCCGACAUCCCUGGAUUGCUGGCGAUACAGCCCUCAGCAAGAAUAUCCACGAGUCUGUCAGUGCACAAAUUAGAAAGAAUUUUGCAAAAAGUAAAUGGAGGCAAGCCUUUAAUGCCACAGCAGUUAUCAGGCACAUGAGACGAUUGCACCUGGGCAGCAGUAUGGAGGGCUCACACCACCAAAACACACAGACCAGCCUGCACCUAAACAACCCCCCAACAGCCCCAACCGCUAAUAAAGAUUGUAUAUCCCCCUCCACUGUUUGUAGUCUAGCGUCUGCAACCUCGUCCCCCUCCCCUGCCCUGUCUCCAGUUGGAGCUGAGCGAAGACCCCGACCCACCACAGUGACCACAGUGCAUUCCGGAAGCAAGUGACCCACUCACCCUGCAGGGAACCAGAGGGGAAAUGACAUCACUGUGAGGUGUAUCCCGCCAUUCUCCUAAUGAUUUCACCCUGCCAUGUGCACUGAAGCCUGGAAGGCCUGGAAGAAAGGAAGACUUUUUAUGGCCAUAUUUUCUACUGUAACUAUAAAUGAAUUUCAUAUAUCAUAGAACUUGCAUUGAACUUCAAUGUAUCUGAAUGGAUUUUUUCAGUAUCCGGUUCUGUGCAUAUCCAUUUUGAAACGUUCUGGUUUAAUAAGGGACAUUAAGUUUUCUCAGUGAUUUUGCAACAUGACUCCUGUGGCUUUCCACUGUUUUUUAGUUGUUUUUUUUCUUCAUAAAUCCAAGUUAUAACUGGAUUACCAAGUUCUGAAAUAUUACAUGUCCAAAGCUUUAUUCCUGUUUCUCUAAGCUUCCUAGUUCUAUGUCUUUGGGACAAAGAAGUGUUUUAGAAUUUAAGAAACCUCUGUGAAUUGUUUUUUAGGUGAUCAUUUUGGCAUAGAUUUUGAUGGCUUUCCGUGAAAAUAACACACAGGUCAAUCAGUCAGACUAAGCUGUAAUUAGCAUUGGUUUGUAAGAAGGCUGUAAAUUGAAAAUGGCUUAAAUUACAAUAAUGGGGCUCCAGCUAUGCUAUAUCACACCUUGGAAAUGUUAUCAUCUUGUGUUUUAGUACAUUUCUUAUAUAUAAAUCACUUAACCAUUUCUUUCACAUAAUUAUAUUCAUAGAUACUUCAUUAAAGUCAGUACGUGAAUAUAGAAACAAAUUAAGAUUUAACACAGUAGACUUAGAAAAGCCUAAAUGAGAUGUUUUGCCAUCUUAACAAACCCCAGAGCCUAUCAUUUAAAUAUGCUGUAACUGUGUCCCAUGUGCUAAAACUUGCUAUUUCUGUUUGAAGAAGUAUCAGCUUUUUUCAGAGGACAGACAGUUCUCAGGGAAAGUAGUUAUUUGAAUCAGGUUCAUUAAAAUGAUCCUAUUAGAAAAGUGUAACUAAUUAUGCUCAUAUCAUAAUUGGUCUCCCUUAUAAAAGUCUUCUGUGUACGAUAGUAAAAGCAAAGGAUGGUGUGGCAAGCAUUGUGUAUCACAGAGAAGUAUGGUAAAACAUGGUGAAAACCAUAGUUAGCCACCAUAAAACAUAUUAAAUACAGACAGUAAUAUUAGCGCAGUAAAGGCAUGGUAAAAUGCAUAUUUUUCAUGCUAAUUUACCAAAUUUGCUGUUAUAUAUUUGUAUGUGCCAAACACCUAACUGUUUAAUUUAAGGGCAUUGUAGUUACAGGUAGCUCAUGAAACAAAGCCCUUAAAGUCCAAGUCCCAUCCGUCUUCACAUUUAACUAAAUGCACUGUAUGAUUUAUUUCUCAUAUUAAUAGAUUCCAUCUCAUGUAUAAUUUGUUUGAAGUGUAAGUAGUUUUAAAGUUCUGAAUCUUUAGUCUUACUUACACGAGUAGUGUAAGUCACUUAAUACUGCCUCUUACCAUUGGAUAACAUUCUGCUAAUGAAGCCGCUAACCGUUUUUAAAAAGUACCAACAAAACAAAUAACAAUUGCGAUUAAGAUAAAUACAUUUGCAGGGUUAGCAUGAAAUAAUUACCUACAGUAAUCAGUUUUAGUUUUUGUGGAACUUUUUGAAAUAUAAAAUUAAAUCUGUCUCACUUUUUUCUAUAGCAAAUCUAAAAUUAUUUUUUUUGGAAGAUUGUUUUUUGUUAGUUUGUUUCUGUUAGUUACCAGUAUGUCUCGCUCCCAGAAUGCAGAUAAAUGACAAAAAAUUGUAUUCAAGUGACUACAGUGCUACAUCAGACAACGAUUUGUAAAUAAACACUAUAGGCAGGGACUUCCACAUCCAGGAUACCACUGGAAAGUUAGAAAUCACACAACGUCCUUUAAUGGGUUUUUUUGUUUUGUUUUUGUUUAAUUUUAUUAUAGUACAACAUGCUGUUGGGAAUCUAGAACUUAAAAAAAACAAAAAAACAAGAAUUGGUAAACCAUGUGUUCCAUCAGCCACUAAAUACACUUUUCUGAGGGUAUAGAAAAUAAAUGGUAAAGAAAAAGCACAUUAAAUGAAUAUAGAAAAACAGAAUCCCUAAUCAUUACCAAACUCAAGAACAUUAAAGCUGUCCAACCCUGCUGGCUAAGAUUUUUUAAAACCUCAAGCAGUAUCUUCCCCCUUUUAUGUUCACCGUGACAAUGUCAACAUUUGUUCUGGAAAGACAUACUGUAGUUAUUCCUGACAGUGUGCUUUUUUUUCUUCUAAAUUAGAUCAAUCUUUGAAUUGAACAGAGAUAAUUUAAUGUUAUUGUUGUAAUUUAUUAAUGUAUUAAAAUACACAACAGUAUCUUCAAGGGGCAAAAUGUACAUGCCAUCACUAGACAUGUGGACCAUGUGACCUGCCCGAUAGUUAACAUAGUAUCCAAUGUAGUCUUCUUUAUUGAAGUUCUGCAUUGAGAAAGAUUCCAGAUUAAAUACAUUUUAAAAUGUAUCCAUUAUUUAUAUUGCCUGGCUGGAAAGCAGAGAAAUUAAAAAGUCUUUCAAGUGUAAAAUGAAAGGGAUGCACAGUCUGAACAGAGGAAGUAGUGAUAACUGAAUGUAUUCAAUAUUAUGAUACAUGUCUGGGAAAGGGACAAGGCUGCUUGACAUAGUGAAUGAACAGUAGGAAGCAACAACUUAUUUUCACUCUAUUUUAAAUCCAUUGAUGUUAGUAGAGCAUGUUGCAAGUUUUUUUUUCCAUUUUCAUCAAAGCACUUGCUUAUUCUUAAAUUAUUUGUUUGAAGACAAAGUGCUCUAUUUUUAUUUGCAGUUUUUUUAAAAAAAAAAAAGAUAUUUCUUUGCUAACUCUCUGUAAAAUAAAGCUGGAAAAUAACCUAUUGCAAUCAUUAGCUUUUAUGUAAAUCAGUUUUUAAAAAAACUUUAUGUCAGUGUGCACCAAGUGUGUGGAACAUCCAGUCUGAAGGCUGGAAGUGAUGAAGGUUUGGGUUUACUAUUAAAAUAGGUUUUUCACUUAGGCUAACUGGCCAAGUGUUAAGCAAACUGUGCAGGUAUCUGCGUAACGUAAUGAAGCCAAGUGCCAGGGUACUUUCAGCAGUUAGAUGUACCAAACCUUCUGAUUUGACUGUGCUGCUUUAUGCAUUGCUUAUCAUUAAUGAUCAUGCCUCAUCUCUUUUUUGAUUUUCAUUUUUUUUUAAAUAUAGCAAUGAAGCUUUUCAAUAUGCAGCCAGCCCCUGCUGAUUUACUAGAGACUGACCCAUUGAUAAGAGGAAGUGCAUCAGUGUUGUAUACACUUUAAUUAGUCUUUUGUCAACCCAGAACCUGCUAGAUGUAUUUAUGUAUGUAUAAUUAAGACACUCAAUGUCUUUAAUUGUGCUGAUUUUUUUACAGCAUAUAUUAGCAUUGUUUCAUUCUGCACUUGGCAGAUUGCUGUAAUUGAAACAUAAUCUGACUGUUCUGAGUUUUCAGCUGGGCCACUACACCCAAAUGUAUUUUACUGCUUAUAAUUUAUGGUGAAAAGCAUAGACUGGAGCCUAUUGAAGAUUAUAUAUCAUAUAUACAAGUAUUCUCCAAUAUUAGAAGCUCCCACGACUGUCAUGUGUUUAUAUGACUUGAAUAACGCAUUUAACAUGAAGACUGUUUCACUCUCUAGUUUUUAAUGUUCUUAAUCUUAAAGGCAAUCUACACUAACCACUUUGUGGAGCAACCAAAAUGUACUGAUUAGAACAAAAAGUUGCAAGUCAUCAAAAAAAUAUAUACUGAUGCACAAAAGAAACGCAAUGCUCAGGUCUAAUGUAUUUAAUCAAAUAUUUUACAGAGAUAUAAAACAAAAUCACAGAAAAUGUGAACAAAAAUACAGAUCAAAGAAUCAUGAUACGUUUCAGUUGGCGAAGGUGUUAUUUUGGACUUUGGUCAGGAGAAAAAGCUGGCCCUGGCAAGACCUCGACAUUGUAUUCUUGAAGUCGUACAAUUGUAGUCCUUGCACUUUGUGGUCUUGCAUUGUCCUGCUGGAAAAUCGACACUUCUGGUUUGGGUUGCAAGUACAGAAAAAAAUUGUAGCUUCAAGGACUUCGUCAAUGUAUCACUGAGCUGUAAGUUUCCCCUCAGUCUGCACCAAAGAUGUUCUUGUGUUGAAAUAGAUUCUUUCCCACAUCAUAACACUUCCACCACCACAUUGGUUGGCAUGAACAGCACAGCAGUCAGCAUAGCACUCACCACUAUGUCUCCACACACGUUGUCUUCUAUCAGGUCUGUCAAGGGCAAAAUGGCAUUCAUCUGUGAAUAAAACACUCCAACACUCUCACUGCCGCCACCUCAGAUGUUCUGUGGCCCACAGGAGACGACAAAUUUGUCUCUCAGCUGUCAACAUGUUACCCCUCAACAACCUCCGAGCAUGCAAAUCAUUUUCAUGCAAACGCCAAACUACAGCCAUUCUGCUGAUGCACCUGUUAUUUCUUUUUGGAAUUUCUCGUGCAGUAGCCACUGCAGUCUGAAAACGAUUAUGCAAAUAGAUCAGUUGGAUGUGGCAGACCUGGGCCAGUGUGGUCACCCUCUGCCUUCCAGGACGUGGCCUGUCCCUCACAGAGCCGGUUUCCUGGUUUCUCUGAACUAGUCUGCUGA
This is a messenger RNA of Polyodon spathula (Mississippi paddlefish), 6372 nucleotides long. RefSeq names its product calcium/calmodulin-dependent protein kinase type 1D. Lineage: Eukaryota; Metazoa; Chordata; Actinopteri; Acipenseriformes; Polyodontidae. Gene Ontology annotation, biological process: peptidyl-serine phosphorylation. The record is from RefSeq and is a predicted model, not a curated record. Gene Ontology annotation, molecular function: ATP binding; calcium/calmodulin-dependent protein kinase activity; calmodulin binding. The transcript is spliced from 11 exons. Gene Ontology annotation, cellular component: intracellular anatomical structure. The coding region runs from base 573 to 1769 and encodes 398 amino acids.